UGCCUCCUCCUGCUGAAGUCCUCACGAUCUAUAUCCAUUUCUCUCUAGAGUCCAGUCCCUCACCACGUUGCUCCUAUUCCUUCUUGAUCUUUUAUUUGAAGUCGAUCUUGAUCCCAACUUCUGUUAUCGGUUUCUGUUAUCUGUUUCAAGAUCAACUUUCUUCUUCUUUUUUUUGUUGUCUUUUUCUCUGUAGGGAAGGGAAACCAGGAAACACAAUUGCAUGUUUUCCAUGAUAUUUACUUCCAAGCCUUGAAAUUGUGUUGAAAGCUUCUCGGGUUACUCCUAUAAAAGUCCUUGGACACGUACUCUUCCACAAGUAAGAAAGUAGGUCUUAUCGGAAAUGAGCGCAGAAAGAACCUCUGCAUCUUUCCCGAUCCCAGUCUACACUUGUCGAUCUCAGUCUCGCCCUUGCUUGCUUCUCGAUCUUGUUAUAUUUUAUGUUCAAGUACUGCUGCUACGUGAUUCCCACAUUUGAACACUGAACCGCAACUUCAAAUUGACACCAAACUCAGCAGGACAGUAGGUUCAAUUGGAAAUGAGCACAGAGAGCUCUUCACCUCCUCGGUGGAAAUAUGAUGUCUUUUUGAGUUUUAGAGGCGAGGAUACUCGAAAGGGUUUUACAGACCAUCUAUACACUGCAUUGGAUGAUAAAGGAAUCACAACUUUCAGGGAUGAUCCUGAACUUCGCAAAGGGGAAGCUAUUUCUCCAGCACUUUUUGCUGCAAUUGAAGAAUCAAGAUUUGCCCUCAUUGUUCUCUCACAAAAUUAUGCAUCGUCAACAUGGUGCUUGAAUGAACUUGUAAAAAUUCUUGAAUGCAUGAAAGCAAGAGGAACUGUGCUGCCAAUUUUUUAUGAUGUUGAUCCCUCUGUUGUACGAAAGAAAACAGGGAGUUUUGGUGAAGCCUUUGCUAAUCAUGAAGAAAGGUUUAGCGAUGACAAGGAGAAAGUGUGGAGGUGGAGAUCUGCAUUAACUGAAGUGGCAAGUUUCUCAGGGUGGAAUUCAAAGGAAUGGUAUGAAUCAAAGCUCAUAAGAGAUAUUGUUGAAGUUAUAUGGACAAAAUUGCAACCUACGUCAUUCAGUUAUGCAGAAAAUCUAGUUGGAAUUUUCUCAAGAUUGCAGCCAGUCAAUUUCCUUUUAGAUGUAGGGGUGGAUGACGUCCGCUUCAUUGGUAUAUGGGGAAUGGGCGGGAUUGGUAAGACUACCAUGGUAAGAGCGGUGUAUGAGAGAAUCUCUCGUGAAUUUGAAUUUAGUUUCCUUCUUACCGAUGUUAGAAACUCUGUUGAAAAAAGUGGUCUACUUAAUUUACAAAAGCAACUUCUCUCUGGGAUCUGGACAAAGAAGGCCAACAUAUCAGACUGCCAUGAAGGAGCCACGAUUAUAAGGAGGUUGUUAGGUCACAAAAAAGUUCUUCUCAUUCUUGAUGAUGUGAACCAUUCAAGUCAUUUAGAAUAUUUGGCAGGAAACCCAGAGUGGUUUGGUUCAGGGAGUAGAGUUCUUAUCACAACUAGAAAUGAGCAUUUAUUGAUUAGACAUGGAGUGGGGAGAAGAUUGAAGGUCGAAGAAUUAAAUGAUGUUGAUUCUCUUCAGCUUUUUAGCUGGAAAGCAUUCAAAAGAUGUUACCCCGAAGAAGAUUUUCUUGAUUUGUCAGAAUCUGUUGUAAGUUAUGCCAAAGGUCUUCCUUUAGCUCUUGAAGUACUGGGUUCUUUUUUACGUGGAAGAGAUCUAAGUGAAUGGAACAGUGCACUGAGAAAACUGGGAAGAGUUUGUAACUUGGAAAUCUUUGACAUACUUAAAAUAAGUUACAAUGAUCUAGAUUCUGAAGAGAAGAAAAUAUUCCUAGACAUUGCAUGUUUCUUCAAUGGACAUGAUAAAGAUCGAGUAUCAGAAGUACUAACUAGUUGCGAUUUUUCUGCAAUUAUUGGAAUAAAAGUCCUCAUGGAAAGAUCUCUCCUAACUCUUUCAAAUGGAAGACUAUGGAUGCAUGAUUUGCUCAGAGAAUUGGGUCACGAAAUUGUCCACCAGGAAUCUCCUAAUGAGCCGGGCAGGCGCAGUAGGUUGUGGCAUCUUGAAGACGUCAAACAUGUCGUGACCAAAAAUACUGGUACUGAAGCAAUAGAAGGCAUAUUUGUGGACUCAACCGUGUUAGGAGUAGACGUGGACAUGACUCCGAAAUCAUUUUCAAUGUUGCACAAAUUGAGAUACCUGAAGAUCAAGAAUGGGAACCUGCCUAAGGGACUUGACUAUCUUCCCAAUAGUUUACGGAUUCUUCAUUGGACGGGGUAUCCGUCAAAAUCCCUGCCAUCACAUUUCAACCCUCAGAAGCUGCUCGAACUUAGCUUGUCUCAUAGUUGUAUUAAACAUUUUCGGAUAGGAACAGAGCCUUUAUGCAAUUUGAAAACCAUUAAUCUGAGUCACUCUCUGAAUCUUGUCAACACCCCAAACUUUAAAGGUAUGCCAUAUUUGGAGUUUCUGUUUCUUGAAGGUUGUUUAAGAUUGUAUGAGGUUGACCCAACAAUUGAAGUGCUUGAAAGACUUACUGUGUUGAACUUGAAAAAUUGCAAGAAGCUUGUGCGUCUUCCAAGCAGUGUAGGUGGCUUAAAAUCUCUCAAAGAUCUCAAUCUUUCUGGUUGCUCAAAGCUUGACAAAUUGCCUGAUGAGUUGGGUCAUGUUGCUUGUUUGGAGAAGCUUGAUUUGAGUGGAAGUGGCAUAAGAGAAGUGCCCUCCUCUAUUAGUCUUUUGAAAAACCUCAAAGAUUUCUCUGUUGCUGGAUGUAAACCGCAGUCACCUAAAUCAUGGAAUAUGAUGUUCAACCUUUUUCAGUUAUUGCGAAAAAGUAGUCACAUUCGGGUAGGAUUGUCGUUGCCUUGUUUGUCUGGUCUGCAUUCAUUAACCAAACUGGAUCUAAGUGACUGCAAUCUUUCUGAAGAAGCAAUGCCCAGUGAUUUUGGAUGCUUGUCUUCGUUAAGACAAUUAAAUCUUAGCAGAAAUCAAUUUGUUAGACUACCUGGGAGCAUCGGCCAACUCCCUAGACUUGAUUAUCUUCGCUUGGAGCGGUGCCACAAGCUUCGGACAAUACAAGAGCUUCCAUCUCAUGUAUGGGUAAACGCUAGCAACUGCAUUUCAUUAGAAACGUUGGCCAAUCAAAUAGGACAACGGAAUUCAGUGGUAGAAGGAAAUUUUGUUAACUGUUUCAAAAUGGUGGAGAAUGAAAGCAGUAAGAGUGUAGCAGUUUCAUUGCUAACACGCUCCAUUGAGAGUAAAGUAUUUUGUUGCUCUAACCAAUCUCAGUUUGUUAUUCCUGGAAAUGAAAUACCAGAGUGGUACAAUCACCAGAGUGUGGGGUCUUCGAUAACUGUUGAGCUGCAUCCAGGUUGGUUUAGUAACAAGUUUAUGGGAUUCUCCUUCUGUGUUGUUUUUAGACUCCUCAAACCGCUCUCGCUUGAGUGGUUCUUUAAUUGCGAACUGAGUGCCAAUGGAAAAUUCUUGCGCGAAGUCGGUAGAGUGUUUGGUGAAGAGUGGGGUCAACCUGUGUUGGAUCACAUUUGGUUCGUUUAUGUGCACCGUCGUUGGUACUCUAAACAAGAGUGGCAGGAUAUCCACUAUCAGCUUGUAUUCUCAUUUAAAACAAACGGCCGCUCGAAAAAGGAAAGAAUCGAUGAGGAAAUUGUGCAAGUGAAGAAGUGUGGGGUCCGUGUGGUAUGUGAGGAAGAUGUGGAGGAGCUUUCGGAAACAUUAUUGAAGCAGAACAAUGUUGGCAUUAAUAUCAAGCGAGGCCUUCAACACUAUGAUGAUGAUGAUGCAGCAUCUAGUAGUGCAGGUCAAGCUCAUCCCAAAAGAAUUAAACAUCACCACGGCACAUGACCCAUUAGAAGCCCUUAUAUUCAUGACCAGAAACAUGGCUCUGGAGGAAUGUGAUGAUGGCUUCCAUCUCCUCCAAUUCUUAGCACCAGAUGGACGGAAAGCUAAAGCAAACCAAAAACACAAUCCCUAAGCGACGAAUUCAAAUUCCGAAUUGAAGACCCAGGGAGGUUCGAGCUGCAAGAACUAAAGCAGAAUCGAGAGGAGCUCAAACCUGAAAAAAGUUCAAUCGAGAGCGAAUUGUGACGAAGACGACGAAUCAGCAACCAUUUGAGAGAAAUUGAAGGUUGAAGGAUGAGAAUGAACAGAGCGGCUUCGUCUGGAAGAAGAAGAGAAGAGAGCAGAGGGAUCUGGGUAGAAGAAGAAGAGAUUUCGAAUCGCAUUUUCAGAGUAGUAUAUCAAAAAAGUCCUCUCCAUAAGUCUUUCCCAUCCACUGAUAUUCAAGUCGACAUCAUUCUCUAUUUCUUCAGAAAUCAUCCUCGCAGAACAAGGGACGGGAAAGUCUCUCAGGGAAAUUGUCAACCUGGGCAGUCUAUUAAUAAGAGGAGGCUUACAAGGUUCAAAGAUCGGUUCAGAGAGAUGACACUGUAGUUUGAACAAGUCAUGCUUGAAGAUGAUGAUGAUGAACGAGUUGGGGAAAAUGUAUCAGAAAAUUAACAACAACAACAAGAAGAGGAUCAGAUUAUCAAUACUUAACUUACUGAUGAGCAUGUUCAAGGUCUUGAAAACACUGCAGUCACUAAGUUACACAUUGCUAAAGGACAACCUGCACCAUCUGUGGCUCUCCUCAGCAUUCAGUUUACAAGACUGCACCACUGGCUUCAGAUUAGAAUGACUUUUCACAGUCCAUUGCCAAUACAGUUGAAAGGCCUGUAGCAGAGACAGCAGGAAGUUUCUGGCCUGGAAGAUGAAGGUGAACCUCUUGGCUUCCUUCAAUUGUUACCAUUGAGCUUUGGGGAUUCAGCCUUUAUGAGUUAUACUGCUCUAUUCUUUUGUAAUGGGGUCAAAGGGUCAUAUACUUUGUUGUUACAUACAUUUGAUUUUUGAUAUAUCUGAUUGGCGCCAUACUGAUUUUAACAAUUUUCUUUAAAUAAGGCCAUUGACAACAAUAUUUAGAAUAUGUUAUUUUGUAAUAUGCAUAAAUUUGAUAACAUUUGUGGUUGA
Messenger RNA from Rosa chinensis, 5023 nucleotides. Its product is annotated as TMV resistance protein N. The coding region runs from base 536 to 3862 and encodes 1108 amino acids. Gene Ontology annotation, biological process: signal transduction; defense response. The record is from RefSeq and is a predicted model, not a curated record. The transcript has 10 exons. Gene Ontology annotation, molecular function: protein binding; ADP binding. NCBI's taxonomy places the organism in Eukaryota, Viridiplantae, Streptophyta, Magnoliopsida, Rosales, Rosaceae.